AGUAUAAUUACGUAACUGCCAACGUCGCACAUAGUAAACUGUAUUUAAGACUGCUUGGGGUCAUCUCUCCGUUGCAUCCGUGUUCACAAAGUGCUCUUUGAGGCGUAGCCUGUUUCAGGAGCGACUCACCUAAUUACUGGCAGAAUGGUGCCUCCUUUUAUCGGCCAGGCGCUGUUUUUUGCCAUCGCAACUGCGAUGGGCAUCUGGAUGACUGCGUAUGUCAACCUCCAGAUAUUAAUACACGGCAAAGGCAUCCUCGUUCCACAGAACCGCACUGUGCCUGACGAUUUCUAUAAUGCUAAGUACGGCAACCACUCGAAUGUGACAGUCGGCAAUAUUUCGUUUCACUAUGUGACAAAGGGGUGUGAUGUAAGUGAAAAUCGCACAGUGUUGCUUCUGUUGCAUGGAUUUCUUGACUUCUGGUAUAUCUGGAACAGGUUGAUACCGGAACUAGGCAACGAUUUCUGCGUGAUUGCGCCGGACUUACGUGGUUACGGCAACACGACGAGACCAAAUGACACUGCCGAAUAUCUUAUGCAGCAUCUGAUCGAAGACGUCAAAGGAUUGGUAGAAGCGUUCAGCAAUAACAAAAGCAGAAAAGUUGUGCUCGUAGGUCACGACUGGGGCGGAAUGAUCAGCUUCUGCUUCGCCACCAUGUACGAGGAGAUGAUACACAGGAUGAUUAUCGUAAACGGCAUGCAUCCUAGGGCUUUCAUAAGGCAGCUGUUUCGCAGUGUGAAACAAAUGAGGAUGUCCUGGUACCAGCUUCCCUUCCGACGUCCUGUUGUGCCCGAGCAGUAUCUGAUCAUGAAAGAUUUGGCUUUCUUAGACAAAGUACACAAGGGUUUCACACAAGACGAGAAGUAUGCCCACAAGUACAUGUACUCGCAGCCAGGAGCGCUGACCGGUACCAUCAACUACUACCGCGCCUUCAACAACGACAGCGAUCAGCUGAGCAAAAUUCCGUACCGCAAGAUCAACGUCACGACACUCAUCCUCUGGGGAGAACGUGAUGAAUUCAUCAUGACACGCGUCGCGUACUACAACCAGUACUGGCUGUCAAAUUCAGUGGCGAUCUACUACGAAGGAGCGGGGCACUUCCCGCAACGAGAGUGUCCCGCGCACGUGACAGAUCGCAUCCGCGAAUUCGCGAAGCAUGGUAACGUGUCGAUAGCCGAAGAGAAGCGUUGGUGGCCGCAGAGGUGGUGGCAAAGUAGAGACCACUGCCGGGAGUCCAGAAAACCACGUGGCACUUGGAUACCUAGGAUUCCUCCUUUUAUUCCUGAUAAGGAGAAGCUACCCAAGGAAAUGGCAGAAUAAACUUUCAUCCGCAAGAA
This is a messenger RNA of Rhipicephalus sanguineus (brown dog tick), 1337 nucleotides long. RefSeq names its product epoxide hydrolase 4. Bases 145 to 1320 code for a protein of 391 amino acids. The record is from RefSeq and is a predicted model, not a curated record. Lineage: Eukaryota; Metazoa; Arthropoda; Arachnida; Ixodida; Ixodidae. Gene Ontology annotation, molecular function: hydrolase activity. The transcript is spliced from 7 exons.